AUGUUGCAGAAUCACAUGGUUCGUAGUUGUACUUUCAAAGAUUUCAUAUUUGCUUGGCCUAUGGGUGGCAAAAACUUGAAGUGGGGUAGCUUGUGGAUCACAGGUCCGUCAAUGGUCGCAUGGCAAAUUUGGAAAGAACGAAACAAAAGAGUUUUUAGGGAGGAAGAAUUGGAUGUUACAAUACUCAUCAACAGAAUCCAUGUGACAAUUGAAGAAAAUGUAAAUGCUAAGAUAUAUGGACAUAGCUACAGAUUAUACUCCAAGUGGGAUAUGGAAAUGGAGCAGAGUAAGCUUCUGAAAGAUCUCUUUAACAGAGAGGAGGAAUUUCAACAUAUUGAUGAAGGAACUCAAUUGCUAAAGGAUAGUUUGGGAAGGGCAGGGUCUGACGAGCGUUUUCUCAUAAUCCUAGAUGAUAUCGAUCAUCACGACCAGUUACGUGAUUUUUUAUUUCAGGAUCUUCUCUACCCUGGUAGCUUAGUAAUCGUCACAACCCGUGACGAAGGUGUGUUAAUGGCUGCACAUAUCAGUAAUCGUUAUAAGAUGAAAACAAUGUAUGGUAACCAUGCAACAGAGCUCUUCCGUAGACAUGCUUUCCGGGGAAACGCUCCAACCUUUCCAUGUGGGCAGCUGGUUGAAAAGUUCGUGGAAUUCUGUGGAGGUUUACCUCUCUCACUUAAAGUGCUGGGUACCCAUGUUUGUGGAAGGGAUGAAAACUAUUGGAAGUUAGAAUUGGAAAAAGUUGGGAAUAUCCACCCUAAUGAAGUCAUGCAAUGUCUUAAAAUCAGCUUCGACAGUUUGGAGGAGGAGGAGAAACAAAUAUUUAUGGAUAUUGCGUGUUUCUUUAGUGGCAAAUCAAAAGAUAUGGCUAUAAGAAUAUGGAAGGCGUCCCAGUGGAAGUGGGCUGAACACGCAGUUCAAAUCCUGCUAGAUAAAUGCCUUGUUAAAGUAGAGCAUGAUGAAAAUGAAGCAACAUAUUCAUUUAGGAAGGAAAGAGGAGAUGCACGAUGGGAAAGAAUUCCUUCAUGGAUUCCUUUGACACAGUUGCAGUAUUUAGGUGUUUGUAGGCUUCAAGAAAUGUGGAGGAUUCCCUCAGGGCAACUCGAUACUCAGGACAGCUUUCAGUUGAGGUGGCUGAUGCUUCACGGUUGUCGUAGACUGCGAAAUCUUCCAGCUUUAAUGAAAAUGUUAAAUCAUUUGGAAGAAUUAAUUAUAAUUGAGGGAGAAUCAAGCAUUGAAGGGACGUCUUUGUCAAAAUCACUUGCAAAACUCAGCAGUCUUAAAACUUUGAGUUUAUUCGGUGUGCCAAUAGAUGGAGAACUGGUUCUAAGUAAUACUAGAUGUUCAACUCAUUUGGACUCUUCUACAAACAGCUGCAUGCAUAAACUUGGAAUGAUAUCCUUUACAUGGACGCUGGAGAUUCUUUUAUUGGAUUGUUGUUGGAAUCUGAAAGCAAUAUCAGGGUUGUCUUCUCUAACAAGUCUUAAAGACUUGAGCAUAUAUGGAUGUUACCAGUUGGAGAGUAUAGAAGGUAUUCAAGAGUUGGAAGAAUUGAGAAGUCUGGUAAUUCAGGCAUCUCGACAUACAGGCGUAUUGAAUUUCAUUUCUGGACUGCAGAGACUGCCAUCAGAUUCUACUAUUAUAAGGGCGGAGGCAGCUGGUGAAGCAGUGGAAAGAUUAAAUGUAAAUCUAUUCUCUGACGUGAUCGGUGGCCAUGCAAUCGCUGAGAUUAAGAGUAGUAGUGAUUAUCGUCACAAGUUGGGGGAGAUUCGUCGCUCAUCCAAUGCAAUCAUUGUUUGCGCCUUCCAUAUAUCGGCAGGUUACGCUUAUUUUCUUGAGGAUUAUUCCCAACUAGAACUUAGUUUUUAUUCCCAAGUAGAACAGAUAGUAACAGUUGUACACACAGGGCAGCGUAAUCUUAAAGUAAGCAAGCCUGGAGAAGCUGAAAUACUUAAAGGGUUUGUGGCUACCGUGGAUAGAGGCGAAGAAGAAUCGAAAGCCUUAAGUGUGUUCAGAAUCAUUGUUGAUCGUUUAUACCUACAGAGUAUGCGCUCAACCAUUAACUAUUGCUAA
Molecule: messenger RNA, 2070 nt
Organism: Cryptomeria japonica (Japanese cedar)
Lineage: Eukaryota; Viridiplantae; Streptophyta; Pinopsida; Cupressales; Cupressaceae
Product: putative disease resistance protein At4g11170
Exons: 6
Coding region: 1-2070 (689 amino acids)
Biological process (GO): defense response
Molecular function (GO): ADP binding
Source: RefSeq, a predicted model, not a curated record